CUCAGCUUGACAAGCUUUUGUACCGCUACAGUGCGUUUGCUAGUUUUAAUAAUUUGUCAGACAAAUUAAAGUUAUUUAUUAUUAUUUAGGAAAAAACAGAAUCUGCUAGUGACCACUACCAAAGCAUAACGAGAUCGUUCUACGAGUGUAGUCUUUCAAAUGAAGCUUCUGUUGUUAGUGUGUUUGAGUUAGCAAAUGACGCAUUGCCUAGAAGUAGCCGACAUAAAGUAGCAAAUGCCCAUGGACGGAAUAUUAUAAUUAAGGACCGAGCACAGUACAGUAAUUAUUAGUGAAAUAUGGAUGCAAUUAAAAAAUCACGUGGGAAACCUAAAUCUUCGAUAUCAGAAAAUGAUGCUACUCCAACAGAGAAUGAAGUAGAUGUAACGGCGCCAAAUUUAAAUGGCGAUAAAAAUGACCAGGAAAUUGAAAAUAAGAAAGAUGAAUCUGUAGCUGAUAGUGAUGAGAAGCUUAAAGAAAACGAAAAACUAGAUGAAAAGAUGAACAGUGACGAGGCAAUAAUUGAUCGAGAGAAGACGAAAGGAAAAAAACGUAAAGCUAGUGAAAUGAAAUCGGAGGAUGAAAAUGCUAAUGAAGAGAACGUUAAAGAAAAGGAGGAGCCUAAGGUUCCGGUAGAACCAGAAAUUAAUAAAAAAGAUGAAACAAACGAUGACCUCAAUCUCCCCCCUAAGCAAUCACUUGGAAAAGGGAAACGAGCCCGAAUUCCAAAUAAACGUUAUAGUGACAUUAUACUUUCACCAAGUGUUCGUAGAAAAUCAACUGAAAAUGGUUCCGAAAAAAUUGAAGCAGAAAAUGAUUUAUCUUUGGAUGUGUCAAUUAAAGACGAAAGUUUUGGAUCUACUGUUUCAUCACUUAAAUCAAGGACGUCCACUGGAAGUCCAUCUCACCCAUUUAAAAAACAAAAAAUUUCUACCGACUUAUCAGAUCCCAAAUAUUUGAAACCUUUUAAAUUUGGUUGGAAACGCGAACUGGUAUGGAGAGCCACUAAUGAUAAUAAUAGUAAACGUAAUGGGGACAUUUACUACUAUACACCUUCUGGAAAAAAAGUACGUUCCAUGAGAGAAGUGGCAGAAAAUUUAAAAAAUAAGGAACUGACGCUGGAUAACUUCACGUUUUUUAAAGAAUCUCUUGGUAUUGAUAAUCCCGAAAAAGAAAUAAUUAGGGAUGCCAAAAAUAAGGCUGGUCCAGUCACUUUGGCAAAAAAAGUAGUAACGAAAGCUAUUAAAUCUCCUAAAAGUCCCAAAUUAACGAGUUCUAGCCCAAAAAUUUCCAGUCCGAAGAUAUCAUCUCCUAAAAUAGGAGGAAAUGAGACUGCCGACAGUCCUAUUUUAAAAACCAAAGCUGCUGCAAAGUCCCUAGGUAAUUUUAAGAUUAAAUUACCAAACAAAAAGGACAAAAAGGCGACAAAAUCUGAAGAGGAAAUGGAAACAGAUGUUACACCUGUUAAAACCACUCCUAGUAGAAAAGCUGGAAAAUGGUCAAAUUUUAACAGUGAUGGAGACAAGCCAUGUCAGCCGUGUUCUAUAAGGUGUGAGGGGGUGCAUGGUAUUAUUCCGACGCUGCAAUGUCGUCUAUGCCUUUGUCUAUACCACCACGAAUGUGUGGGACUAGUGCCCCACCUGACAUUACCAUACGUCUGCAAGAACUGUCACCUAGAACAAGGCCAGAAACCCAAUCAGUCUACGACAAUUGUAGCUCCACCACCUCUAACACCUAUUAGCACUUUGAAAUCGUCUGGGGCACAAUCCAAUGUUUUACCUAAACUUCAACGAAUUCCUCGUCCUAUCGAUCCACCCUAUCCACAAGAAUCAUUACUAAGCAACGAUCAGUUGCCGGAAUUGCCUCGUUUGACUCCUAAACCGCAGCUGUUACAAUCUGCUCCAGUUACUACUGAAUCAUCGUUAAAUGUUCAGUCUUCCACGGAAAACAAAUCUCUCGUUGGCUCAGUCACUACUUGGUUACCGCACAAUUCCAAAAUUGUAGAUAAUAUUCAGAGAACCAGCGAGGAACCCACCGAGGUUCCUAGGCCGCAAUAUGUGGAAUUCUUAGGUGGGAGAAAGUUUCUCGUUAUACCCAAACAUAAUUUUAUGUCAGUAUCUCCUUCAGUGGCUGCUACAGCCAUAAGUAGGCCAAAUAGUAAUAAUGUUUCGGAAGCUGCGGAAACAACAACAGUUCCCACCGAUUCGGCUAGUUUAGGACCCGAGACUGACGUCAAUGUUAAACCCGAACCCGAAUCCCCCUCUAAACCAGAAAAUACCCAAACCCCUGAAGCUAUGGAGGUCGAUAACACACCCAGUGAGCCUGCCACUACAAUGGAAGUGGAGCAAAAGUCUGGUGAAGAUGGGAAAGUUGUGGAUGAGAGUCCAGAGGCAACCGAAUCACCCAUAAAGGCAAAGAAACGUACAAGCAAACUAGGCAGCAUAACAAAUGCCGAAGAAAAGGACGAGUCCAAGUUCAUGGAUAAUUACUUACAGAACCUAUCGUACGGAUACAAUACUCUGCUAUAUGUAUUCCAGUACCUAAAGGUGCAGGAUUUGUUAAGAGCCGGGUGUGUUUGUACAAUGUGGCGGGAUAUAGCAAGUCAUCCUAUGUUAUGGAGGACAGUUCGUAUGAAAAAUUCCCAAGUGCACAGCUUCGAAGGGCUUGCGAACACGCUGAAGAAACACGGUACCUAUCACUUAGACUUACGUAAAAUGCUCCUCCCGACGGGGGGCGACGAAAUAUGGCCGCAAUUCUCGAAAGCCAUAGAAAAAGUUGACACGUUGAGGAGAAUAGAGUUGUGCAGGUGUCCCGCUUCAGUUGUUGAAAAAUUGGCUGUGUCCAAUCCUCAGUUGGAGGUUAUCAAUGCCGUGACGAUUAAGUGUGAAAGCAUGGACUUGGAGCCAUUGAAUGCUCUGACAAACAUAAAAGAGUUGCGUCUGAAAUCCACGGGGGGGCUGACGCUCACUUCCAACAUCGAUUCUUUAAAGGACAUGAAGUUUAUCAAGCACCUUUCACUAACUUCCAUCAGGGAUUUGAAUACAAUGAACUUGAGCGUCAUCGCUGGCCUCACCAAUUUGGAGUCGCUGGAUUUGGGUGAAUGCACAGAUUUUCCAAGAAACUUUGGGAGCGAUAUACUCGUCAAACUCGAGAAGCUGGAAAAACUCAGGUUGGAAAAGGGACAGGGGAAUUGCCACACAUUCGAGAUACUGGAUGCAGUGAAAGACAUGAAUCAUCUGGAGCAGCUGGAAUUGGUUAACUUUGACAUAAAGGCAGGGUUCGAUAAGGCUCUGGGGGCCUGCCAGAAUAUUAAGAAGUUGCUCAUCAUACCGACGUAUAUCUCUCAAAGCGCUACUACUAAUCACAUGGUCUUGGGCGGAGUACUGCGACUGCAGAAGACAUUAUCACAUUUCGUGUGGGGCGUAACAUUGGAGUUGCUGAGGGUGACGGAACUUUUCGUGGACCAGUGCGAGGAACCCGAUAAGAAAGACAAGAAAGAAAAAAAGCCCGUGGGGAACGGAGACAGCAUUCCCGUUUUGAAGCCGGUACCGUUAUUGAACGAUAGAGAAAACGAAAUCGCCCCGGCGCACGAUCCCCCCCAGGUGGAGAUACUGCCGCUACCAAAUUUACAGAAGUUAUUGUUACAGAGUUUGCCCACCACGAGAGUGAAGAUAUUAAAAAUCCCCUUUCACGCCACCUGGCGGCAGAGCAUAACAGAUUCGGUGAAUUAGCCAUAGCAGUGUUUUGUCUACAAAUUUGUUCUAGGUUAGAUUCUGUACUAAUAAUGUAAGAAUUAGCUUAGAGUACGAGUAUUUCCUUUUAAUUAUUUUGAUAGUUUAGAUUUGUACAUUUUACGUUGUAUGAGAGGUGAUUACCUUUGGUUAUUUCAUUUGGAAGGUAAUGUAAAUAAUACAUAUUGUCCAUAUAGUUUGGUCGUGCUUUUUUUUAUUACUUCCGUUAUUAUAGAUGGACUAUUCAUAACUGAAAAUUUUUAUUUUCGGUCUCGACAAAGUAAAUUAUUGUAAACUUUUCAAUAAAUAUUUUUUAAAGUUUCCAA
This is a messenger RNA of Anoplophora glabripennis (Asian longhorned beetle), 4054 nucleotides long. RefSeq lists its product as uncharacterized. The transcript is spliced from 6 exons. The record is from RefSeq and is a predicted model, not a curated record. Gene Ontology annotation, molecular function: protein binding; DNA binding. Lineage: Eukaryota; Metazoa; Arthropoda; Insecta; Coleoptera; Cerambycidae. Bases 297 to 3728 code for a protein of 1143 amino acids.